Pseudomyrmex gracilis is the source of this 1019-nucleotide messenger RNA. RefSeq names its product 28S ribosomal protein S21, mitochondrial (gene mRpS21). Gene Ontology annotation, biological process: translation. Bases 615 to 887 code for a protein of 90 amino acids. The transcript is spliced from 4 exons. The record is from RefSeq and is a predicted model, not a curated record. Lineage: Eukaryota; Metazoa; Arthropoda; Insecta; Hymenoptera; Formicidae. Gene Ontology annotation, molecular function: structural constituent of ribosome. Gene Ontology annotation, cellular component: ribosome.
GGUUUGUUAAAUCAUGUCUUCAUCAAUUUUGUUACUGUCGAAUUUUAUUUGACACGUAACCGAUAUCUAUUUCGAGUAGAAGACAAAUCAUUUCAACAAUUCAGGAAUACAAAAUGGAAACGGACCGCAGAUACUCGCAUUGAUGACAAAACCCGUUUCCCGAAUCGAAUUCGAGUUCGUUUUUUUCGGCGAAAACUUUGCGAAAUCGACAUACCCACGUCGUUGCGACAACAUCUCGGCGAAUAAAAAAAUAUGCGUCGUCGUCGCGCGAGAAGAAGCGGAGGAAGAUGCAACAAAUUGUCAACCCAAUUGACAUAAACAAAUGUUUAUUAUACAUAUUUAUGCUUCUCCGUUUGCCGUAACUUUGCUCCUGCUGUCCUUCACAGCGUGGCUUUGCAUAUGUCGAUACGGAUUUGGUUACAAUCUGACGGACAGAGAAAUUACCCGUUGGCUAGUGGUCUACUUCAUUGUUAUCACAUUGCUGAACGUAUUGCUGUUAGGACACAUUCGCGUUUUUAGCAGUUAUCCGUCGGAAAUGGUUUGCGUGCGGAGUCGCUAGAUGGCGCUACUUGUAUCAGUCGGGACAGAGUCGAUUUGCGUCGUUCGUGAUCGAGAUGGGUCUCGCGCGACACGUUCAGUUUAUAAGCCGCACGGUAUUGGUCCAGAACAACGACGUGGACAAGGCGUGCCGCGUAUUAAAUCGCAUUCUGGCCAAGGAGGACAUCUUCGGUCAAUUCAGACGCACCAGAUACUACGAGAAACCGUGCCAGGUCAGACGUAGGAUCAACUACGAGAGGUGCAAGGCGCUUUACGACGAGGACAUGAGUCGAAAGAUAGAAUUUCUUCUAAGAAAGAACAGAACAGAUCCUUUCCCGGGUGCAUUGUAAGAUUCGCAGCUUCUCUACUUUAAAUUGUGCUAAGUUAUGUACAUAUAUAUGAUACAACAAAUUCACAAAUAGAUUAUUUAUAUAAACGCUGUAUCAGGAAAUAUAUAAAGUUCUCUCUCACAGCGAUGGUUA